UUUGCCGCCGAUUACCGACACAGCACGUCCGUCUCGGACUGACCAUUAUUACUAUUAUUUUCACAGUUUCUCAUUAAUAAUAAUAAUAAUAAUAUAUAAUCGCGAUGUGGAUAACAGACAGGUUCUCAAUGUUUGCCUUUCCGACAGAUAACGCAGAGGACACGACUUCGACGUCAUAAGCCCUAACGUUUAACGUUCGCAGCCGCCGAGACGUUAUUUUUAUCGAUUUAUCUCGCCGAGGAAUUAAAUAAUAUCUCCGCGACAACAAUAAUCGUACGAGUCGACGUCGUAAUAUCGUUUUAACGUCGAAAGCCACUGCACAGCCACCACCUUCCGUCGAGUCUCGUGACCGGCGGCGGCGACGACGACGACGACGACGACGUCGGUUGAACUUGACCGGUGGCCGCCGACGGGAAAAGUGAACGUUUUUUUUUUUCGGCGAACGACUGUGGCGGCGACGACGGCGGUGGCGGUCGUAAAAUCGCACGGUUUUACGCAUUCGAUUGUUGUUGUGUCUGCCCUGCCGACUGUUAUUGGUGCCGAGAUCGCUUCUCCGCGCCGCAGUCGACCCACAGCCGUCCGCGUCCGCAGACCGCCUCACUGCGUCAGACGCGCACCCGCACGCGGCCAGAACGGACGUCGCCAGACCACCUGUUGUCGCCGUCGUAUACAGUACACAGUCGCGGUCCAGUCGUGAGGCAGAGCCGUCGUACACACGUCCUCCUGCCACAGAGGUUUGUCGGUCCACCGGUGGUCGGCCUAUGUUUUCUAAGAACAGUAGACACUACGAUCUCGUCGAACGGUCCAAAAUGAGUACCUAGUGAUAACAAAUAAAUAGAUUGUUUGAAUUACAUUUAAUUGGAAAAUUAAGUGUCUCAGCUCAUAAAGAUACUCUAGAAGAAGCUCUUCGUCUAAUAAGGACGUCCUUAAACUCCCCUCAAAUGGACGUCGAGGGGGCUCAUUAUGAUCAGAACAUCACUCACCUGAUUGUUGUGAUGGGUGCUUCGGGUGAUUUAGCAAAAAAGAAGAUCUACCCAACCCUUUGGAUGUUGUUCCGCGAUAAAUUAAUUCCAGAUAAGACAUUCAUCUAUGGAUAUUCCAGAUCGAAAUUAACUAUGGAACAAUUGAUAAGCAACGUUUCUCCAUAUUUAAAAUGCAACGAAAAUGAAAAAGAACGGCUUGCUGAGUUUUGGUCUUAUAAUUUUUACAUUGCUGGGUCAUAUGACAGUUCUGCUGACUACCGCUCUCUGAAUGUAAAACUUUCCAAGCAUGAGAUUGCUGGCAUUUCUAAUAGAUUGUUCUACUUGGCUAUACCUCCCUCAUUAUUUGAAGUGACCACCACUCAUAUUCAUGAAACAUGCAUGGACCAUAAAGGAUGGACUCGUGUUAUUAUCGAAAAGCCUUUUGGUCGGGAUGCUGCUAGUUCAUUGGAACUUAGUGACCAUUUGGCUAAGUUAUUUAGUGAAGAUCAAGUAUACCGUAUUGAUCAUUAUUUGGGCAAAGAGAUGGUUCAAAAUCUCAUGACACUUAGGUUUGGAAAUAGAAUAUUGAAUACUGGAUGGAACAGAGACAACAUUGCACAGGUGCAAAUCACUUUCAAAGAACCAUUUGGUACCGAAGGUCGUGGUGGAUAUUUUGACAGUUUUGGUAUUAUCCGUGACGUAAUGCAAAAUCAUUUACUACAGAUUCUCAGCUUGGUAGCCAUGGAGAAACCAGCUACCAUACAUCCUGAUGAUGUUCGAAAUGAAAAAGUCAAAGUACUUAAAUGUAUACCAAAAGUGGAAAUGUCUGAUGUGGUUUUGGGACAAUAUGUUGGUAAUACCGAAGCUACAGAAGAACACAAGAAAUUUGGGUACUCUGACGAUAAGACUGUACCAAGUGGAUCAAAAACAGCCACAUUUGCAUCAGCCGUGUUGAAAAUCAAUAAUGAACGAUGGGAUGGUGUACCUUUUAUACUGAAAUGUGGAAAAGCGUUGAACGAACGCAAAGCUGAAAUUCGAAUUCAAUAUCAUGAUGUCCCCGGUGACAUUUUUGGAGGAGUGUUGAAGAGAAACGAACUUGUCAUUCGCGUCCAACCUGAUGAAGCUGUAUACAUUAAGAUGAUGACUAAACGACCUGGUAUUGGAUUUGAAAUGGAAGAAACUGAAUUGGAUUUAACCUAUAAUAGUCGUUAUAAGAAUGUCAAGUUACCUGAUGCUUAUGAACGAUUAAUAUUAGAUGUCUUUUGUGGUUCUCAAAUGCACUUUGUGCGUGCUGAUGAGCUUUCUGAGGCUUGGAGAAUAUUCACUCCUCUUCUCCAUGAAAUUGAAUCAAAUCAACCUGAACCAACACCUUACGAAUACGGUACUCGUGGACCUGCUAAAGCUGAUGAUCUUUCUCUUGCAAACAACUUCAAGUAUUAUGGAUCUUACAAAUGGGUGAAACCUCAUUCUUAGUUCAUUUUAAAUAUUGUUUUUCAUUUGGAACAAUAUAAUUUAUAUUAUAUUUUUAAUUACCGAACAUAAUAUGUACUUAUGUAAUUGCCUAUAAAAAUAAUUUAUUUAAAGAUCUGCCAUAUAAAUUAUUUUAAAACAUUCCGGUUACUCACUUGAAAUAACCCUUUAUAAAUUAUCAUUUGAAUUUCCUUUUUUUCUUUUUUCUUUUUUUUUUUUUUUUACUUAUUUUAUAUUGGUUUUUCAUAUGUUAUAAAAUUGUUUUGUUUUUGUUUUGUUUAUCAAAAAAAAAAAAAAAUAAUAAUUUAUAAUUUAUUUUAAAUUCUGCUUGAUUAUUUUAAUCAACCAUAGUUUAGUAAACUUCAUUGUUUUUAUGUUAUAAUUUUAAAUUUUAGCAAUAACAUGACUUAAAUUAACAGAAAUGCUCAUGUUAAAUUACUUACCUCAGGAGUAUUGUUCAACAAUAUAUUGUUUAGAAAGUCAAAUAACAUCUACUCAAUAUUAUUUGUAUGUACAAAUACAAAUAUAAUAAACUACUGCAGGGUUCUUAGGAUUAAUAUAACAAUACAAAUGUAUUGUAUAUUUUUCAAUCCGCCUUUCUUAAAUAACACUUAUUGUUACAAUCGAAAUAAUGUUAUGUUUUCUAGGUUUAUUUCAAUCACAGGGUAAAUGUCCAUUAUUAAAGUAAUUUGAUUUUGACUAGAUAUAACAAUUUAAUUAUGAUAAAUAAAAUGUUUACAGUAGAAUAUUAUCUAUAUUUUAAAAUUUAAAUUAUAAAAUUGUCUUGAAUUUCUUAUAUAUGGCUGGUGUAUGUUAAUAAUUUAAAAUAAUAAAAAAAGCCAUUGAAAC
Molecule: messenger RNA, 3281 nt
Organism: Aphis gossypii (cotton aphid)
Lineage: Eukaryota; Metazoa; Arthropoda; Insecta; Hemiptera; Aphididae
Gene: Zw
Product: glucose-6-phosphate 1-dehydrogenase
Exons: 12
Coding region: 942-2435 (497 amino acids)
Biological process (GO): glucose metabolic process; pentose-phosphate shunt, oxidative branch
Cellular component (GO): cytosol
Molecular function (GO): NADP binding; glucose-6-phosphate dehydrogenase activity
Source: RefSeq, a predicted model, not a curated record